Molecule: messenger RNA, 2669 nt
Organism: Oryza sativa Japonica Group (Japanese rice)
Lineage: Eukaryota; Viridiplantae; Streptophyta; Magnoliopsida; Poales; Poaceae
Source: RefSeq, a predicted model, not a curated record
GUUCUUUCUCCCAGUCUUUCUCCUUCUCUCUCCACCCGCUUCUCUAGUUUCGCCGACCAGAUCAACCAUGGAGCCAUUAUCGAGUGGCCGGGGGCGGUGGAUCGGGUACGUCGCCAUGUCCACCGACGAGAUGACGUGGCGGCUCGGGCGUUGCGAGGUGGUCGUCUUGCUGUAGUCGGUGCGCCUCAACCCGUGCGAUCUGCACCCUAACGUCAAGGUGGAUUCUUGGUUCCUCAGCCUGUACACCUCCGCCGUCGGCGCCUCUCGCGCGGAUCCGUCGUCGGCUGCGACGGGAGGGGUGGAUCUGGCGACCUCUUCCCCUCCUGCAUGGAUCCCGUCAUCUCUCCGCUCCCCUCUUGUGCGGAUCCGCCAUCCGCGGCGACGUGAGGGUGAAUCCAGCGACCUCUGUCGUCUCUCCACCCUCCGCUCGUGCUGAUCCGCCGCCGGUGAUGAUGGGAGGGACACAGGUGGGGUGGCAGACUGGCAGAUGGGGCGACGACCUCGAUGAUGGCGACACAUGUGGGCUAGGCGCCAUCGCAAUCUUUUCGCCUGGGUUAGAUAACAUGUCUGUUUUGCUAGCUGUUCGGCCGGCCGGAGAGGAGGGUUUCAAGCUGUGGACGAAGGUGCACCGAGGAGAGCGCAGCCAAGUGGUGGUACCGAGUGGUGGUACUGAAGAUUUCAGGGGCCCGGGAAUAUGGAUGUGUGUUCUUUGCUUGUUGGGGUUUCUGACCUAGGCGGAGGCGGCAAGGUGGGGCUGGUGGCGUUGGACGUCGCGCUCACGUUCCCGCAGGCCACGAUGGCGUCCUAGUUCCUGUCUGCCGGUCCAAGAAAUGGGGAGGAAAUGGCACCAUGUCGCCGCGGCGCUGGCCGUGGCCUGCGCCGCGACGGCGGCCGCCACCGUCGCCGCCGCGGCCGACAGGGGGCUUUGGUCCGCCGCCGCCGCCGCCGUGGCGGAGGAGGGGGAGGAAGCGAGCCACCUGCGCAAGGUGGCCAACUUUUUGUGGCGGAGCGGCGGCGAGAACUCCUACCACCACGUGUGGCCGCCAAUGGAAUUUGGAUGGCAAAUUGUGCUGGGGUCAUUUGUCGGAUUCAUUGGAGCGGCGUUUGGGAGUAUAGGCGGUGUAGGCGGCGGUGGGUUCUUCAUGCCGAUGCUGACCUUGAUCAUUGGGUUCGACGCAAAGUCAUCCGUGGCGAUAUCAAAAUGUAUGAUAAUGGGAGCCGCUGUGUCGACUGUGUACUGCAACCUUAAGCGGAAACACCCAACUUUGGACAUGCCAGUGAUUGACUAUGAUCUAGCCCUUCUUAUCCAGCCGAUGCUCAUGCUAGGAAUUAGUAUCGGUGUCAUUUUCAAUGUGAUAUUCCCUGAUUGGCUGGUCACAGUUCUCUUGAUCAUCCUUUUCCUAGGCACUUCAACUAAAGCUUUUCUGAAGGGUAUCGAGACAUGGAAGAAAGAGACAAUAAUAAAAAGGGAGGCAGAAAAGCGAUCAGAGCAGACAAGUGAAGAACUAGAGUAUAGACCAGUUCCUGCAUCUGAGUCAAAACCCCCUUCAGAUGAAGCGGUAUCUAUUUUGCAUAAUGUUUACUGGAAGGAAUUUGGACUUCUUGCCUUUGUUUGGAUAGCAUUCCUCGCACUUCAGGUUACUAAGAAUUACAUGCCAACUUGCUCCACGUGGUACUGGGUUUUGAACUUAUUGCAGAUCCCAGUGUCAGUUGGGGUGACCAUGUAUGAAGGACUAGGAUUGAUGCAGGGGAGGAGGGUCAUAUCAUCAAAUGGAAAUGAGCAGACCAACCUAAAAUUUCACCAGCUACUUAUGUACUGCUUUUUUGGAAUAACUGCUGGAAUUGUUGCCGGUCUGCUUGGUGUUGGGGGCGGCUCAAUCCUAGGACCCAUGUUCUUGGACCUUGGUGUCCCUCCACAAGUCGCAAGUGCCACUGCCACCUUCUCAAUGAUGUUCUCGGCUUCCAUGUCUGCUGUUGAAUACUACUUCUUGGACCGAUUCCCUGUGCCAUAUGCUCUUUACUUGACCGUUGUGGCAUUCUUUUCUGCGAUUGUCGGCCAGCGAAUGGUAAGGAAGGUGAUCAAUUGGUUAGGGCGUGCAUCGAUCAUUAUCUUCACAUUGUCCAUCAUGAUCUUCCUCAGUACAAUCCCUCUAGGUGGAAUCGGUAUCGUGAACUGGAUUGGCAAGAUUGAGCGACAUGAGUACAUGGGAUUCGAAGACAUAUGCAAGUUUGAUGCAUAGGAGGAAGGUAAACAUGGGCACUAUAUAUACUGUGCAGUUUCAGCCAAUGGAACACAUAUAUCAUCAUAUUUGCCUGGUCAGAUUGCAGCAUGGAGAUUGUUUUUUCGCCCUGUAAAUUCAAGACAGUUGUAUAUUGAUAUUGUCCCUCAAUUGAUAGUAGCUCGGAGGAGACAAAUUUACUGUACUACUCACUCCAUCCUAUAAUAUAAGGGAUUUUAAAUAGAUAUGACAUAUCUUAGUACAAUAAAUCUAAACAUCCACCCAAAAUCCCUAUAGGACGGGACUAGUAGUUUUUUUAGGUGUUCAGACAUGUGAACUCUCCUACAGCAAGUAGUAGUACGUCCAUAAAGCUGUGAACUGUGAAGAGAGAAUAACAAGAGCAGGUCCAGUAUAUUGUUCAUUUUUACUGGUUUCAGUGUAGUGAAUUUA